AUGACGGGGUUGACGGCGUUCAUGCAGGAGGGGGCGCUUCAGAGUAGCGCCAUUGAGUCACUCGACCUAUCGAAGAACCUGAUAGAUACACCAGUGAACUACACUGUCGGCGAGGAGUUCACGUGCCUCCAGGAUUACGAGCAGCAGCUUGUGCUCACCCGCGUUGCGGGGUUGCGGCCCGGGAGCGCCCCCACCGCACCGCGAGUGAGGGGGCGGAUUCUGUCGCUCGACCGGCCCAAGGAGUCGGCCGUAUCAUCUACAUCAGCAGCAAGAGGAGCCCCCACCACCACGGCAGCAGCGAAAGCAACGGCGGCCACUGGCGGGGAUGUGCCGGUGGGGGUUGGUUCAACCGCAGCCCCUGCUGAGGACAGUGCUGGUCCAAGGCCGCCCUCAGCGAGUCUCACUUUCGUGUCGAAUGUGGGCGUGGAGAGAGGCGAGACGACCUUGCAGGUGGGGCAGCUCGAGGUGGAGGGGUCGUCGUUGCAGGACAGUCUGCAGGCGCCUCGCAGCACGUCGUGCCUGUCACCUGAAACGGUGGAUCAGUAUAGCAGCAGUCGCCGUCAGGAGUUCCGCUCCUCGCCCUGUCUUCCUCCCUUUCACGUCCGACAAAAACAGCCGUCAAAACGGCAGUCGCAGCAACCAGAGCCCUCUCACCACCAAAUCCACUACAACCAGCCGCAACACUACUACUACCAACAUCACCACCACCACCAACAGCAGCCACAGCAGCAGCAACUACAUCAGGGCGGCACGCCAUUCUUCCCACCGCUCCUCUUUUCUCAGGGUGGCGAGCAGCAGUGGUGCGGAGUGCCGCUGUACGUGCCGUUGCCGUUCCCCUCACAGCAUCAGGGGCCGCUGCCGAUGGCGCCGCUCACGGGGAUCAAGGAGAGCCAUGUGGCAGGGACGACGUCGCCAUCGCCACCACCACCGCCACCACCGGAGAGUGGUGCGCGAUCGCCGUCUCUGGGGCUGUUCAGUGUCGACAACCACGAGGACAAGGAGGGUGAGGGCGACGGUGCUGCCUUUGAGAAAAUGAUGACGGAGCCGCUGCGCGCCGGUGAGUGGGAGUUGGCGGAGUGGAAAGAGAAGGAGCAGCGCUUUCUGGAGGCGCUCGUUGUGCGGGUGGAGUCCCACGAGAAUGCGACGGCGGAGAUGAUAGAGCGCAACUACCAGGCAACUUGCGAGCGCUUGAAUGCCGUCAAAGAUGAGCUGGCGCAGCGAAUCCGCGAGACUCUCGAGGAGCAGCGAAGGGAGCGGGAGCAGCUGCGGGAUGAGCUGCGCGAGGGACUCGCCACAGAGCAGCAGCGGCGUCAGCAAGAGGAGAGCCCUGAGGAGGUCAUGUCGGGCCAACUCGCACAACUGAUCCACACGGGUAUGAAGCACAUCCACGAGCAGAUGGAGAAGCCUGCUUCUGCGGGUGGGGGUGUGGGUGGCGCAGAGAAGGGCGUGCGGCAGCCCGCGCGGGAUUAUCUGCGCGAGGUGAGUGACCGUCUGAGGAGCCUCGGCUGGUGA
Messenger RNA from Trypanosoma grayi, 1512 nucleotides. RefSeq lists its product as hypothetical. The transcript has a single exon. The record is from RefSeq and is a predicted model, not a curated record. NCBI's taxonomy places the organism in Eukaryota, Euglenozoa, Kinetoplastea, Trypanosomatida, Trypanosomatidae. The coding region runs from base 1 to 1512 and encodes 503 amino acids.